Messenger RNA from Pseudonaja textilis, 2430 nucleotides. RefSeq names its product cyclase associated actin cytoskeleton regulatory protein 2 (gene CAP2). Gene Ontology annotation, cellular component: cytoplasm. Lineage: Eukaryota; Metazoa; Chordata; Lepidosauria; Squamata; Elapidae. Gene Ontology annotation, molecular function: actin binding; adenylate cyclase binding. The record is from RefSeq and is a predicted model, not a curated record. Gene Ontology annotation, biological process: cell morphogenesis; actin filament organization; cytoskeleton organization.
UGAGGAGGGGGAGGUGGUGGUGGUGGUGGUGGGGAAGCGCCUACAGAUUUUCGCGGCGUGGAGAGAGGAGAAAGACGCGCCGCGGCUCAUCAAAACAGAAUGGCAGAGGUGGCUUUGAUAGAAAGAUUGGAAAAAGCUGUAAUUAGGCUUGAAUCAUUGUUAUCAGAAUCACAGAGAACUUCUGAAACUAUCAAUGGAGUCAAUGGAGAGCUAGCACCAUAUGUUGAAGCUUUUGACAGACUCAUGAAUGAGAGUGUAGCUGAGUUUAUAAAGAAUAGCAAGAUCCUUGAUGGUGAUAUAAAGAUUCAUGCAGAAAUGGUUCAAGCCGCUUUCCAAGCUCAAAGGGCAUUUCUUUGGUUGACCUCACAUUAUCAAGAACCCCAGGAGAAUGAAGUUGCCAUUCUUUUAAAACCAAUAUCGGAAAAGAUUCAGGAAAUCCAGACGUUCAGAGAGAGAAAUCGUGGAAGCAAUAUGUUUAAUCAUCUGUCUGCUGUCAGCGAAAGUAUUCCAGCUCUUGGAUGGAUAACAAUUUCUGCUAAGCCAGGGCCUUACGUAAAGGAGAUGAACGAUGCUGCUACAUUUUAUACUAAUAGGGUGUUAAAUGACUACAAGCAUAGUGAUUUGCGUCACAUUGAUUGGGUGAAAUCAUUCCUUAAUAUUUGGACAGAGCUUCAAGCAUACAUAAAAGAAUAUCACACUACUGGGCUCAUCUGGAGUAAAACUGGUCCAGUAGCGUCAGCAGCAUCGAGUUUCCCUGCUGUAGUGAACAAACAAGGCCUCCCUCCACCGCCACCUCCACCACCACCUCCGCCACCAGGACCUCCUCCUGCCAUCGAUAGAGAAAAUGCAAAAGAUGACGCAACUGCAUCUCGUGCAGCCUUAUUUGAGCAAUUGAACCAGGGAGAAGCAAUUACUAAAGGACUUCGACAUGUCUCUGAUGACCAGAAGACCCAUAAAAAUCCCAGUCUGCGUGCUCAAGGAGUACCAAUGCAAUCUCCUACCAAAACCUAUACUUCUGAGUCUCCCAAAAUACCUCCUCAAAAGAGUUACUGUCCUGUGUUAGAACUUGAAGGCAAGAAAUGGAGAGUGGAGUACCAGGAGGACAAGAAUGACCUAUUAAUUUCAGACACUGAACUCAAGCAAGUAGCUUACAUCUUCAAGUGCAAUAAAUCUACAUUACAGAUAAAAGGAAAAGUUAAUUCCAUUAUUGUUGACAACUGUAAAAAGUUUGGCCUUGUAUUUCACAAUGUUGUUGGUAUUGUUGAAGUAAUAAAUUCCAAGGACAUUCAGAUACAGGUGCUUGGGAAAGUGCCAACCAUUUCAGUGAACAAAACUGAAGGCUGCCAUAUAUACCUCAGUGAGGAAUCAUUAGAUUGUGAGAUUGUGAGUGCUAAGUCAUCUGAAAUGAACAUUCUGAUACCACUGAAUGGCGACUAUAAAGAAUUUCCUGUCCCUGAACAGUUUAAGACGUCAUGGGAUGGAUCAAAAUUGGUUACUGACCCUACCGAAAUUAUGGGUUAGUUUCCAGACCAUACAGAAACUGCUGACCAUGAUCUCCAAAGAAAUUCUGCCAGAAGAAAGUAGCAGCACGAAGAACAAAAAAAGCAGCACUAAAUUGCACCACGGGUGUCUCCACAGGGGGGCAUCUGGGACAUAUGAUGAUUCAUGCAUGAUGAUAUCAUGCAAAUACUACAAAUUAUCUGCUUGUGUCGGAAGGUAGGGUGCAAGUAUAUUAUUGAAGCAUUUGCAUGAUGUCACUAUGCGUGUGAUUUCUUGACAUUACUGCAGUUUAGUUUAUAUUGCAGUUAGUAGAUUUUAAGGAAGCUAUAAAAUCAAUUGCUUUACAUACAGUAUUUUUUCCGCGCUGAGAUAAUCAUUGGAGGAAAGCAUAUAGAUAUAUAUAUACAUACAGUAUAAUGAAAUGCAUAUUUCAAGAAAACAUGGCAUUCUGCCAUGAUUACAUAUGCAUGGAAAUCAUUCUGUUCAAUCUCUGUACACUUUUUGUAAGUAACCUGACAUUUUCUAAAAUAUCUACAAUUUGCCUUUAUUCGCAGAUAAUGUACUCAUGGUAUCAUAUGAACACAUAAAGACAUUAAAGAGUUAAGCCAGUGGCUACUUCAUACAAUAAGCCUGAUAUAAUUUGUAAUAUUUCAGUGUAUUCCUUUUUUUAAUGAUUGGUGGUCAAAAAUACCAAUACCAAUAAAUAAUACGUCAUUUUACUUCAUGGAAUUGAUACCAUGUACUAUAUAUAGCUGGACCUCAAUAAAUCUGUAUAUUUGCUAAUGGAAAAGAAAGCCAGAUGUUUUAAUUAUAUUUCAGUUAUAUGCUUCCACCUUCUAUUUUUAGCACUCAGGAGGCUAACAAAUAGAGCAUCUGUAAGGGCUCUAUCACCUGCAGUACUAUGGAGUAGUUCACACUGAUCAGUACUUU